CCGUGACGCUCCGCGGCGCGGGUGACUUGUAAAUAAUGGCGGGGGCUUGGUCACAGGAUUGUUGCCAGAACGGAGCCUGCAGCGACUGCGCGUGUGGCGACAGGGACAAGUGGAGCGACUCCUCACUGUUGGGCAAGCGGCUCUCGGAAGACUCGAGCCGCCACCGGCUGCUGCAGAAGUGGGCGAGCACGUGGAGCUCCGCGAGCGGGGACGCGUCGGUGGCGGGCGCCGAGGGUUCGGGGCGCCCGGGGGCGCGGCCGGCGCCGGAGGAGGAGAUGCCGCUGGUGUUCCUGUGCUCCGGCUGCCGGCGGCCGCUGGGCGACUCGCUGAGCUGGGUGAUGAGCCAGGAGGACACCAACUGCAUCCUGCUGCGCUGUGUUUCCUGUAAUGUUUCUGUGGAUAAGGAACAGAUCCUAUCCAAACGUAAAAAUGAAAAUGGUUGCAUUCUGCAAACUUUAUACUGUGCUGGGUGCUCACUCAACCUUGGCUUCCUAUACAGAUGCACCCCCAAAGGUCUAGAUUACAAGAGGGACUUGUUCUGCCUCAGUGUUGAAGCCAUCGAAAGUUAUAUUUUAGGGUCUUCUGAAAAGCAAAUUGUGUCAGAAGAGAAAGAGCUUUUUAAUCUUGAAAGCAGAGUUGAAAUAGAAAAAUCUCUAAAACAGAUGGAAGAUGUUCUGAAGGCAUUACAGACGAAGCUGUGGGAGAUUGAGUCGAAAUUUUCCUUCACUUCCUCCACUUGCAAAAGCUGAAUAUCUGUGCCAAGUUCCCCAUCCUGAACUCCCCAGCCAGUGGAAAAUUCUUUCAUCUCUGCUAGAUCUUGUUAUCAUUUCACUUCACUUAGAACUGAAGACAUUCUAGAUGGCCACAUACGUUGUAUUCUCUCACAUUGGUCCAAGAAAAAGAAUGUAGAAUUACUUUUACGGCUCUGUUUGAUGACCUAGAGAUGACUGUUGACCAAAUUCAAAUUUCAGAGUCAUUUUCUGAUACUUGGUGGAAUUGCAAUGUACAGGUUUUUAUUUUGAUGCAAGAAUGAGGUUUUCUGGACUGUUUUCUCUCCCAUAUCAAAUUCAUUAUUCUUUAUUUCCUAUUUUUUAAACUUUUCGCCUAUAAUACUUUGGGCAAUAUUUAAUAGUGAAUGGUGAGAAAAUUUAGAGGUUUUACCAGCUACUGUGUGGUUGAAUCUUUUCUGAAACCUAAUGCAUAAAGCUCCGGGGAAACCACUCAGUUGAAUUAUUAAUCAGAACUAUGUGAAAACUUGCACAAGAGCAGAAUAGUUUAUAUGUAUUGGAGAAUUCCAGUUGAUCCUGUUUAUUUACUACUGGAUACCUAAAAACAUUUGGAAGAUUUAACUUACAGGGUAGUAAUCACUGAGGGUGGAAUUCUGGGGAAAUUUUCUGUUUUUCACUAUUCUAUAAGAUUAUUUUUUAUAAUCAGGAAGAGAAUAAAGAUGAAAACAAAAUGCUUUAAGAUUGAUUUUUAUGAAACAGAAUUGUGGUGCUUAACUGAGCUCAGAACCUUGAUGCCAUGAAUUGUACGUAUUUCCCAGACAUGCACUGUGGCAAGCUGCUUAGGAAUGUAGAGGAAACCCCAGAUUUCCCAGGCCCCUUUCUGAUGUGGGUCCACAUGAGGUCACAUAACAGUUCCAACGGUCUAUGAGUAACCCCCAAUUUCUGCUCAGAAGUUCCCUAAUUAGUUCUGGGAAUACUUAAGAUCACAGCAGAA
Molecule: messenger RNA, 1722 nt
Organism: Talpa occidentalis (Iberian mole)
Lineage: Eukaryota; Metazoa; Chordata; Mammalia; Eulipotyphla; Talpidae
Gene: MIS18A
Product: MIS18 kinetochore protein A
Exons: 5
Coding region: 36-749 (237 amino acids)
Biological process (GO): CENP-A containing chromatin assembly; chromosome segregation
Cellular component (GO): chromosome, centromeric region; nucleus; chromatin
Source: RefSeq, a predicted model, not a curated record